Bursaphelenchus okinawaensis is the source of this 6924-nucleotide messenger RNA. NCBI's taxonomy places the organism in Eukaryota, Metazoa, Nematoda, Chromadorea, Rhabditida, Aphelenchoididae. The record is from the annotation of a GenBank genome assembly.
AUGCAUCUCGUCUUUGGUCACUUAACAAAGGUUUGUUACUCGAUAUCAAGCACCUAGCUCAAUAUCAAGCAAUUUUAUAGUAUUUUUUGUUGUCAUCUUGGUGAAACAAGGUGAUAUUGUUGAUACCUAGUAUUGUUAUAGCAAAAAGGCGUAUUUUACUGUUUUUCAAAAUAAUUUUUUCCCAGAACGCAAUGUUCCACCAAUUCGAAACACAUUAAUCGACACUUUAUUUUAUCGACGUUCUCUAAUUUCCGAGCGUGUUAAAGAUUAUUUAAUAAUCGCCAUUUUUACGGUUCUCCUUCAAACCAGUUCGGAAAAAUGAUGGAUGGCCGUAAUUUGUACGCGAUAUAUUAUUUUCCUAUUCACGCAAUCACUUUUUCAGAAAAGUGGAAAAGAGCGAGAAUUCACGAAAGGUGCGAACAACCAACCGACGCCUUACUUGUAGUUCAGGCUUGAACUUGGGGAUUAAUUCGUUGCGUUUUGUCGACGGAACCACUUUCAAAUCAAGGUUUGAAAACGGUUUUCGACCAAAACACAACACACUUCCUUCUGGCAGCACAAUUUGUAGCCAAAAAUUCCAACCAACAAUCAGCGCGACGGUGCACUCGUGCACCAAACCACCGAGCAAACCUCUUGAUCUGGCCUUGCACGCGGUCAGAGACAACGCUUGGCCGUCACCACGGCGACAUCUGUGCAACGCGUCGCGCCGCUGCAGGCGCACCAGCCGGCUGUCGCCGCAACGUCGUUCGACUCCAACACCAACGACGAAAAACUGAAGCAGCUCGAGGAUCCCGAUUCGAAAGAGCUCACAACCGACUCGAAAGAGCCCCACAACAAUCCUGACGCCGAACAGCCGAACGUCGACGACACGAAAACGGACGACCCACUCGACGUCAGCUCCACCACCACACCGCAACGGGUAGAGACGGUGCUGGCAGCGGACGAGAACAAGGAGCAAGUUGCGCCACGUCCCGAACACGACUCCACCAAGACGGCGACCCAGGUGGCCGCUCAGCCUUCAGUCAUAACGACCUCAUCCACCACCGUCGUAUCGCCGGCGGUCGUGCAGGCCAGUCCACCGCCGGCCUCGCCCACCGUCACGCAGCCAUCGACGGCGGCGGCACCAUGCCCCACCAGCUCUAGCACCGCACCCACGACAACCCAGUCCACAUCGUCUUCGAAUCAAAGCUAUCAAUCCGGUGGACAUGAUCGCCACCAUCAGUCCACAAUGCAUUCACAAAUUCCACACAGAAGUGGUGCAGAUGGGCAUCAUAAGUUCGAUGUGCGCGGAAUCCCAGGGUAAGUCGGAGAAGAUUAAAUUUUAGAGUCAUAAAAAUUUAAAUUUUUUAAAUAAAAAAAAGUCGAAAUCAAACGUAUUUUCACGGUCUUUCAUUUUUGUUACCUAAAAACUACUUUGAUCAAAGAAAAAGCAUUAAAACGGGACGCCAACUCGGUCUUGGUACUCGAUUAUUUUCGUUGUGUGACUAAAAAAUUCCUCUUGCGGAAAUAAUAAAGUGCCGAAAAUGUUCUCCUUCCCGAUUUUAAUAUGAAAAGCAGAUUUGAUGCCUGUCUACUGUCAAUGUACGUCUAAUUUUUGUUUAAAAAAUGUAUAUGACUGCAUAUAAUAGGUAAAAACAUUGAUUUUCAUUGAUUUAUAUAUGUUUUUUUAGCAAAUAUUUUAGAUUUUGGACGAAAUUUUUUGAUUUUUAUUUUUUAAAACGCCUUUUAACAAAAUUUUAUUCUUAAUUCUCUUUAGCUAGGUUCCCGGUUGAUUUUUUACUACUGUUUGUAAAAAUUGAUUGUUUCAGUGCUUCGCAGUCUCACCAUCAUCACCACCACCAUCAUGGGCCGUCGACCGGGCCGAAUUCGUCUUCCAAAGGCAUGAGUUCGUCGUCGUCCUCGUCUAGAAUGAUGUCAUCGCGAUCACGGGCAGCGGACGAGCCACACAUUGGUCGGUAUCGGCUGCUGAAGACGAUUGGGAAAGGAAAUUUUGCAAAAGUAAGUGUUUUAGUUGUGUUUCUUUUGAUUUUAGGUUCUGAAUGGUGUGAUGGCAAUGUUGUUGUUGAUAAGAUGUAAUUUUUGAUUGGAUCAUGUGUGUUUUUGCUGAUGUUGAUCUAUUUUUAGCAUUAGACUGGGAAGAAGAGUUUUUUCAUGAAGUUUAAGAUAUUACACUGGAUGAAAAAUCAUUCAAAUGUUUUUGAUCACAUCUUUUUUUAAAAAAUAGUUAGAAAGCUGAAAUUUUAGACAUAGUUAGGUUACAUAUUGUGGCAACUAAAGACAUUAUGAAUAAUUUUUAAAGAAAGAAAUGCUGAAGAUACAACAAUUUUUCUAAACAUCAAAUUUAUACUUUUGAAAAAGUGCUUAAUGUAGUGAAUAUAACUCUCAUUUUAUUAUCUGAAACAAAACUUUACACUUAAAAUUUUAGGUAAAACUAGCACGACACAUACCAACAGGAAUUGAUGUGGCCAUCAAGAUAAUCGACAAAACUGCCUUGAAUCCGUCAAGUUUGCAAAAGUUAUUCCGCGAAGUUCGAAUAAUGAAACAAUUGGAUCAUCCCAAUAUAGUCAAACUCUAUCAAGUCAUGGAAACAGAUCAGACCUUGUACUUGGUUAUGGAGUAUGCCUCAGGCGGUGAAGUUUUCGAUUAUUUGGUAGCACAUGGGAGGAUGAAGGAGAAGGAGGCUAGAGCCAAGUUUAGACAAAUAGUAUCGGCCGUUCAAUACCUUCACUCGAAGAACAUUAUUCAUCGGGAUUUGAAAGCUGAGAACUUGCUUUUGGACGCUGAUAUGAACAUAAAAAUUGCUGAUUUUGGGUUUAGUAAUCAAUUCAGUGCGGGUAAGUUGAAUUUUUAAUGUUUUUUUUUGUUUUUUUAGGUACAAAAGACGUUUCAACUAUAUUAAACCGACUUUAUUGAUGCAAAAUCUAAUAUUUUGUAUUUUAGGUACAAAACUGGAUACAUUUUGUGGCAGUCCACCAUACGCAGCUCCGGAACUGUUUCAAGGCAAGAAAUACGAUGGACCCGAAGUGGAUGUAUGGUCAUUAGGCGUAAUAUUGUACACUUUGGUAUCCGGUUCACUGCCUUUUGAUGGACAAAAUUUGAAAGUGCGUUUUAAAGGCUUUAACUUUAAAAAAUUGAUAUUUUAAGCGGAUUUUAAAUUUGUAUGGCUUUAGGGUCUGAAGAUUUGAAAUUUUAAAACUUUUUGAGACGAAAAAGGUGAAAAAUUUUUUAAAUUUUAUAUUUGAACAAAAUUUUUUAAUUUUUUUAAAAAUUCUUAUUUUCAGGAGCUUCGCGAACGUGUCUUACGCGGAAAGUACCGUAUUCCGUUCUACAUGUCGACGGAUUGUGAAAAUUUGCUCAAAAAGUUUUUGGUUCUGAACCCCCAACGGCGUGGCACACUCGAACAAAUCAUGCGGGAUAGGUCCGGGUUUGGUUUUACUCUCACUUUUCUCGGUUUAACUUUACGUCUACGGUGGUGGUUGUCUAUUUCUGUGUUGAUUUUGUCAUUUUUUAAACACUGAAUUUGAAAAAUGAAAAAGAUUUUGACUUCUUAAAAUUUACGUAUUAAAAUGAAAUUUAAAGGUUUUUUUUGAAAAUUUAUAAAAUGUCACUACUUUUCAACUCAUUUUUUCUCAGACAACCUACUGUAACAUACGAUUGACCUAAUGUUAAUACCUAAAAAUUUCAGAUGGAUGAACAUGGGCUACGAAGAAGACGAACUAAAGCCGUACGUGGAGCCUCCGAAAGAUCAACGUGACGAAAAACUGAUUCAAGUACUCAAAAGCCUAGGCUACAACUCUCAAGCCAUAAACGACGCAUUAGAUCGAGAACGAUUCGAAGAAGUUCACGCUACAUAUCUGAUGCUAAAAGCUUCGAAGCAAGACCUAGAAACCCCGCUACCAGGCUCCGUACCACAAAAUCAACAGAACAGCGAAAAUCCGCUAAGCCAAAGCAGUGGCGGUACCAAUUCGUCUCAGUCAAAGUACCAAAAUCGAUCGUAUUCGGCACAAGUCCAGUCCAAACAGGCCAGAAGACAGUCUCAUGCUGAAGGUAUAACAUCCAACCAGCAAGCUUUCCACGUACCAAACCCAAUACAGACACAACGACUGGGGGGAGUGCCAGCUGCCGUGGCCCCAAGUGCGAUAGCACCAAGUGGAGUGGUACUGCGAAGUGCACCAUUCAGCUCAGGAAGAGCACCAGCUCUCUCAGUACAAGGCACGCCGCACGGAAACAAAGGUUACCAUCCUGUGCCAGCACCAAGUCAACGACCCAGUGCUAGUCAUACUAUCAAUGCAUCAUCGGCUAGGAAAGGCUCAGCACCAGGCAGAGUACCAAUGAACAAAGGCAUACCAUUCGUAAGACCAGGUGAACAAAGUGCUAACGGAUCAAGCUCAGCACGAGCACCAAACAACUGGUUUCCGAUGAACCAGCUGAGGGAUGCUCUGCCGAAUCAAGUUCCAAAUUCGGCCAAGUUAGCGGCUAAGGCCAAUCAGAUUCAACAAAAUCCGCCGGCAGCUAUACCUUCGGUUAAUGUGGCAGCUUUGCAGGUAAAUUUGGGUUUUUAAACUGAUUGUUUGUUACCUGAUAUAAGGAUUUUUGAUUAUUUUAUGCCUAAAUGAAAUUUUUGUUACCAAAGACAGAUUUUAAUUAAAAAAAGAAGCUUUCGUUACCUGAAAUGAAAUCUUUAGUACAUAAAAUGUUUACUUAUACCUACUAUAAUAUCCUUAUUUUAAGAUGGCCAGUAAUCUACAGAAGUCGGGAUCAGUAUCACACGCACCCCGUGAGCCAUCGAUCAAAGAAGACGAAGAUGAACAAUCAGAAUCCACCACCGGAGGCAACACAACCUCCUCGAAUUCUACCCUGCCCAUAAUCGGCGGCCACCCGAAUUCACACGCCCCAGCUGACCCCGAUCCAAGCCAACUUUCUCCAAAUAAUUCUAGUCAGGAGAGGUCGGUCACCCCUUUGGCGUCACAAAUCAACGAGGCUAGUGCACAGGCUAGACCGGGUAAGGGUGGGGUUUUUUGUUUUGGGGGUGGUUUUUAACUUUUAAUGCUUAAAUUAAGCUUUUUGUUCUUUUUUUAUUUAAAAUCGCAAAUUUUUACUGGUCUAUUACUUAAAAUAUUAAUUUUAUGCCAUUUUAGGGUUACACCAAAGCCCGUCGAUGCCCCCACAAAUGUUGAAAGCCCUAUCACAACAGGAAGAGUCCAAAAUGACGAAAAGUGUUACCCAAACCCCAUCCACUCCUCAACCACCCUCCACCGCCAUCUCAGUCCAACCAUCGUCGGCGGCUUCCAAUUUUCCUCGAAAUUCGCGAAAUCGACAGACUUUUCACGGCAAAACCGAACACAACCGUGGCAGUAACGAGGAGGAGGAAUUAGACACGGAACAGCCCGGGGCACUAGUACCACAAGCUACACAAGCCAACCAACGAGGGUUUUUUCUCAGCAAGCUGACCAAGCUGACGAAACGCAACACGGCCGACGGCCCGGCCCCACCACAAUCGGGUAAAGGCGUCGGCCGAAGCGGCACCAUCGGCCCCUCCGCCGGUGCCGCUCUAGCCCAACUUCAACAACAAACCCAACAUCAAGACCCCACCACGGUGAAUUCGGCUACGGUAGGAAGUGCCGGUACCGGCACAAUGCCAACCACACCACCCGGCUUCGGUUCGGCACCAAACACACCGAACGCACAGUCUGGCGACAAUGAAGUGAAGCCAAGGUCAUUGCGGUUCACGUGGAGCAUGAAGACAACAAGUUCAUUGCCUCCAGAUGUCAUAAUGAAGUGGGUUUUUGGCAGAAAAAUUGUUUUUGAGAAAAUAGUUUUGGUACCAUUUUUUGGUACUACUGGUACCAUUGGUACUAAAAAUAUUUUUUUGGGGCUUUAGCUUGCAAAUUAAUUAAUCAAAAGUGAAUUUUAGCUAUAAAAGUUGUUGGUACUAUUUUUUGCUACAGGCAGUGUUUUGCCGGACCGGUCCGGAUGAGAAUUUUUUCGGUCCGGUCCGAAAAAUUUUCGGUCCGGCUCUAUUUUUUUCGCUCAGGUCCGGUCCGGUCCGGACCAAAAAGGUCAGGUCCGGUCCGGAAAAUUUUUUUUUUAUUUUUAAAAAAGAGCCAGGAGCGCUCAAACUGCUUUCUUUACGUUUAAAAACUCUUAAAAAUAUGUUUUAUUUGCAAUUUUUAAAACAGUUUUAUUAAAAUAAAAAAAAAAAUUUUUCCGGUCCGGUCCGGAACUUUUUUUUCGGUCCGGUCCGGUUCGGAAAAUUUUCGGUCCGGACCGAGGAGGGACGGGUCCGGCAAAACACUGGCUACAGGUGGUACCGCUGGUACUAAAUUUUUUUGAGACGAAAACUUAAGGCUUGUGAAACUGCUUUUUAUAGUAUAAUUUCAUUUUUUCAGAGAAAUAAAGAAGGUGCUAGACGCGAACAAGUGCGAUUACGAACAACGCGAACGAUACUUGCUUCUAUGCGUGCACGGCGACCCCAACUCGGACUCGUUGGUGCAGUGGGAAAUGGAGGUAAGGGGACUUGGUUGAUAAGUGUUUUAUCAAAAAAAAUUGUAGAAAUGAUAAAGAGGUUGAAUUUUAAAACAAAAACAUUUUUUUCAUAUUUUAGGUAAUAAAAAUAAUUUUUUCGUAUUUUAGGUAACAAUAAAUAGUUUUUUUCAUAUUUUAGGUAACAAAAAUAUUUUUUUUUGUUUUAGGUAACAAUAAUAUUUUAGGUAAUAAAUAGAUUUUUUCAUAUUUUAGGUAACAAAAAUAAAUUUGAGUUGUUUUUCAGAUUUGCAAGCUGCCCCGACUGUCGUUGAACGGCGUCCGCUUCAAACGCAUCUCCGGCACCUCGAUCGGCUUCAAGAACAUUGCCUCGAAGAUUGCGCAAGAGUUGAACUUGUAGGCGAACGUUCGGACUAAAUAUACUGUAUAAAUUGCAGUUAA